AUGCGUGGAGAUUUUUCAACAGGCAGUAGAACAACUACAAAACAUGCAAUACCUUCUUUAACAACAAAUAACGAAACUAUCGCAAUUGCUAAUGGAGAUACUAAUCUUUCAUAUAUCUAUUUUAAAGAAAAAGAAGAAUGUACACCAUCUGACUCACAAUUAAAUACAAGCGAACGUAUCUUUAAUUGUCAAACAAUUACAAGAACAAUUGAUAUUAUUGAGAAAUCAUCUUCAUUUUUUGAUCUUAUUCAAUAUCAUGGUGUUUCACCUGAUCAUCCUGAAUAUUUUGAUUGUGCUAGAAUUCUUCUUUCAUCUAUUGAUGAUUCAACUAAAACAGAUAUUAUUGAUAUUGUAGUACUUGAUACAUUUCGUCAAAGUCGAAUACAACAUAUAAUACUUGUUGAUCGACAUGUACUAAUCCAAAUAUUAUCAUUUAUUAUAAAAGAACCUCAUAAAUUAACUAAAUUAAUGAGUUUACAAUCAAUGUUAAAUAAAGAAGAUUUUAAUCGAAAUGAUCAACAUAUAAUUGAUAAAUUAGAACGAUCAAGAAAAAGAUUAACUGAAUUAAUGUUUAAUACAAACAAGAAAACUAUGUGUGAAAAGCAAUAUUCAGAAAUACAACAAGAACUACCUGCAUAUUCAAAUAAUAUGCAUGCUAAUCAACAACCACUCGAUUAUUAUCGAUCAACUGAAGAGCGUAUGGUUGAUUUUCAACAACUUGUUGGUCGUUAUGAAAUCAACCAUACAUUUGCGACAAAAUUACGUAUGCUUGAAGGCUAUGAAAUCGUAUUUAUUUGUGAUGAUUCAGGUUCAAUGAAUACUCCACUUAGCGAUUUUGCUGGUGUUUCUAAUAAAAGGCUAACUCGAUGGGAUGAAUUAAAACAAACCGUAUCAAUUGUUGUUGAUCUUGCUAGUGUUUUUGAUCCGGAUGGUGUUGAUAUUUAUUUUCUUAAUCGUGAACCUGUAUUUCAUGUACGUAAUUCAGAACAAUUGGUAUCUGUCUUUGCUAUUCCACCGUCUGGUCCAACUCCAAUUGUUUCAGUUUUUCGACGUUUACUUCGUGAUAAACAGCAUGAAAUAGAAGAACGUAAAUUACUGAUACUUUUAGCAACCGAUGGUGUACCAACAGAUGAUCAAGGUAAUCGAGAUAUUCGUUCAUUGAAACAUGUUCUUAAACGAGAACGUAAACCAACAAAUCAUAUCCCUGUGACAAUUAUUGCUUGUACAGACGAUGACGAUUGUAUGGCAUAUUUAAAUGAUUGGGAUAAAAAGAUUCCGAAUCUUGAUGUUGUCGACGAUUAUAGAAAUGAAAAAAAAGAAAUUCAAGCACUUCAAGGAAAAGAUUUCCCGUUUAGUUUUGGUGAUUAUGUUGUUAAAAUACUAAUGGGUGGUGUGGAUAGUUGGUUCGAUGAUUUAGAUGAAAAAAAAGUUUCAACUGAUGGUUAUGGACGACCGAAGAAAGAUUAUGGUCGUAAACGAAAAAAACGACGAUGUGUUAUUUUAUAA
This is a messenger RNA of Rotaria sordida, 1506 nucleotides long. Lineage: Eukaryota; Metazoa; Rotifera; Eurotatoria; Philodinida; Philodinidae. The record is from the annotation of a GenBank genome assembly.